This is a messenger RNA of Indicator indicator, 2223 nucleotides long. It is a transcript of the gene FCHSD2, whose product is annotated as FCH and double SH3 domains 2. NCBI's taxonomy places the organism in Eukaryota, Metazoa, Chordata, Aves, Piciformes, Indicatoridae. The transcript is spliced from 20 exons. Gene Ontology annotation, cellular component: neuromuscular junction; recycling endosome. The coding region runs from base 1 to 2223 and encodes 740 amino acids. The record is from RefSeq and is a predicted model, not a curated record. Gene Ontology annotation, biological process: regulation of actin filament polymerization; neuromuscular synaptic transmission. Gene Ontology annotation, molecular function: protein binding.
AUGCAGCCCCCGCCGAGGAAGGUGAAAGUUACACAGGAGCUAAAAAACAUCCAGGUCGAGCAGAUGACAAAACUUCAGGCCAAGCAUCAGGCAGAAUGUGAGCUCCUCGAUGAUAUCAGAUCCUUCAGUCAGAAGAGAGCUGCAAUCGAGAAAGAAUAUGCCCAGAGCAUUCAGAAGCUGGCCAGCCAAUACUUGAAGAAGGACUGGCUUGGAGUGAAAGCUGAUGAACGAAGUGAUUACAGGAGCAUGUACUCAGUCUGGAAAUCCCUCUUAGAAGGCACCAUGCAAGUGGCUCAGUCUCGACUCAACAUCUGUGAGAACUAUAAGAACUUGAUUUCAGAACCAGCCAGGACUGUCAGGUGCUUUAAGGAGCAGCAGCUGAAGAAGUGCGUGGAGCAGCUGACGAGGAUCCAAGCUGAAUUGCAAGAGACAGUCAAAGAUUUAGCUAAAGGCAAAAAGAAAUAUUUUGAGACUGAGCAGAUGGCUCAAGCAGUGCGGGAGAAAGCUGAUAUUGAGGCCAAGUCCAAACUUAGUCUUUUUCAGUCCAGAAUAAGCUUGCAGAAGGCAAGUGUAAAGUUAAAAGCAAGACGCUCCGAGUGCAACUCCAAGGCCAUCCACGCACGGAACGAUUACCUUCUGACUCUGGCAGCUGCUAAUGCACACCAGGAUCGUUACUAUCAAACAGACUUAGUGAACAUUAUGAAGGCUCUGGAUGGAAAUGUCUAUGAUCACCUUAAGGAUUAUUUAAUGGCAUUCAGCAGGACUGAACUAGAGACAUGCCAAGCUGUACAAAACACAUUCCAGUUCCUACUGGAGACUUCCAGCAGGGUGGUUCGGGACUACAGCCUGCAGCUGUUCUUACAGGAGAACUCCGUGUUUCACAAACCACAACCCUUCCAGUUCCAACCCAGUGACACUGACACUAGCCGGCAGCUGGAGUCGGAGACCGGCACGACGGAGGAGCACAGCCUCAACAAGGAGGCUCGGAAGUGGGCGACCCGCGUGGCCCGGGAGCACAAAACCAUCGUCCACACUCAGAGGACACUUGAAGAGCUGGAAUGCCAUGGACCUGUGAUGUCUGAGCAAACCAGAGCAGAACUGGAGCAGAAAAUAGAUGAAGCCAGAGAAAGCAUUCGCAAGGCUGAGAUCAUUAAGCUGAAGGCAGAGGCUCGCCUGGAGCUGCUGAAGCAGAUCGGAGUGUCCGUGGACACCUGGCUCAAAAGUGCAAUGAACCAAGUGAUGGAGGAGCUGGAGAAUGAGCGCUGGGCCAGCCUGCCCUCAGUUCCCAACAAUGGCUCUUCACACCUGAUCAAUGCUGAUGCAGAGAAGGAGGAAGGGGAAGAGUUUGAAGACAGCCUGGAUGUUUUUGAUGACAGCAGCUCCAGUCCUUCUGGUACUCUACGAAACUAUCCUCUCACCUGCAAAGUUGUUUAUUCAUACAAGGCUUCUCAGCCAGAUGAACUGACCAUAGAGGAGCAUGAGGUCUUGGAGGUUAUUGAAGAUGGAGAUAUGGAAGACUGGGUGAAGGCACGGAACAAAGCAGGGCAGGUAGGCUAUGUGCCAGAGAAGUACCUGCAGUUCCCCACCUCCAGCAGCCUGCUGAGCAUGCUGCAGUCCCUGGCAGCUCUGGACAGUAGGUCACACACCUCCAACAACUCCACUGAGGCUGAUUUGGUCUCAGGCAGCCUGAAUGGAGACUCCAGUGUCUGCUUUGUGAAAGCACUUUAUGACUACGAGGGGCAGACAGACGACGAGCUGUCCUUCCCAGAGGGAGCCAUCAUCCGCAUCCUGAACAAGGAGAACCAAGCGGAUGAUGGCUUCUGGGAAGGGGAAUUCAACGGACGGGUUGGGGUCUUCCCCUCGGUGCUGGUUGAAGAGCUCACAGCCUCAGAAAAUGGAGAGCCUCAGUGGAUUGGAGAGAUUCAGGUAUCCCCAACUCCAAAGCCUAAUAAUGUCCUUCCACCACUGCCACUCUACGACCAGCCUCCCACCAGUCCCUACCAGAGUCCAGACAAAAUUGGUUCUCAGUACUUCCCCAGAUCACCCUCAGCUAAUGAGAACAGCUUCAGUUCAGAGUCCCCUGGAUUCUCCCAGCCUCCACGGAUCCCUCCUGAGACUUCCUAUGGCAAACUGCGACCUGUGCGAGCAGCUCCACCGCCCCCUACGCAGCAUCACCGCCGGGCGCCGGAGAAGAUCGAGGACGUGGAGAUCACCCUGGUGUAA